AUGCCGCCUCUGAUUCACAGUCUGACAACAUUACUGGUCUUGCACCUAUUUAUCGCAUCUCAUUCUGUCUAUGCGAGCUACAACACACCUCAGGUACCUAUAAUCAGCCCCGAUCUCGCAUCUCGAGCGAUCAUAGAUCAUCCACUGUACCCUCCAAGAAUCAACUACCAGCUACUCGAACCUAAUGACGAAGAGUCAGACCUGUUUGAUAUAUCAGAGGGAACCAUCUCUUAUCCUGUACAUGUAACGGGGGAUGAGAAGGAAAAGUUCAACUUGAUGUUCUUUGCUGAUGGAUAUACUCUGAACGAAUUUGACAAAUUCGAAGAAGACGUCGAAAGGUUGAAAAACGACAUAAUAUCACCUAAUGGAUCAAUGGGUCAUGUGUCUGAUCUGUUAAAUAUUUGGGCGACCUUCGUACCAUCCGAACAGUCAGGCAUAGGUACGCAUGAUCGACCCCUCGAAGGAGCUGCAUUAGGAUUAUAUAGACCUGGAUCUGAACUGAGAGCGGUAUAUGUCAAACAUCCAAAGAGAGCUAGGAGGGCCUGUAAGUGGUUCAGAGAGGGUGGAGCGGGUAAAGGAGGAUGCGACCAGGCUAUCUUACUGGGUAAUGAUCCGUUGUACGGUGGGCUGGGAGGUGAAUUCACAACCAUCACCGCUUCGAAAGUUAAUGGACCUCAGGUACUUCGUCAUGAGCUUGGACAUAGUCUGAUACCCGUAGGAGAGGAGUAUGAUGGAGGCUGGGUCUAUUCAGGUGUUAAUUCAGAUAAGAUUGAGAAUCUGGACAAACUAAAAUGGAAGGAUUUCUUAUCAACUUCCGAGCGAGCGAGAGUGGAAGAUGCUAAAAUGGCAGUACAAGCUUAUCCAUGGUGGGAUCUUGAUUCCGGACGUUUCAAUGUAACUUUCAUCUCUGCGAACAUACCUGAAAAUGCCGAUAUAUCGUACCCCACCGCUUUACUACGAACAUCACUUUCGUCCAUUCCUCAUCCUUCUCAUAUCAAUCUCACUCUCAAUGAUGAUUCGAUCAAUUUGAUGCCUUACUUUACUGAAGGAUUAGAAGGCUCAUUAGAUAGGAGAUGGCUAGAUAUCAUCAUACCUGGGUUGAAACCAGGCGAAAAUACGAUCCAGGUGGAAUUGACUGAUGAAGGGAAACAAGCUGAGGCUGGACAAGGUGGGAAGAUGUUGACAAGUGUGGAAGUAAUCGAAUAUGGUGGAGAGGGACAGUUUAAUCAUACGAUUGGGCAUAUUGCGGCAUACCCUACUUUCAACAUCAAAGGGCAUGUCACUUUGAGACCAACCAAUGAAGCAUGUCUAAUGCGGAAUGUAACUCAUCCACGAUUCUGUCCGGUGUGUGAGGCCGGUCUGCGAAGAAGCUUAGAAGCAAAGAUCGCUCAUAAAAAAGAGCCGUAG
Kwoniella botswanensis is the source of this 1407-nucleotide messenger RNA. RefSeq lists its product as uncharacterized. The transcript has 11 exons. The record is from RefSeq and is a predicted model, not a curated record. Bases 1 to 1407 code for a protein of 468 amino acids. NCBI's taxonomy places the organism in Eukaryota, Fungi, Basidiomycota, Tremellomycetes, Tremellales, Cryptococcaceae. Gene Ontology annotation, molecular function: metallopeptidase activity.